Molecule: messenger RNA, 8715 nt
Organism: Anoplopoma fimbria (sablefish)
Lineage: Eukaryota; Metazoa; Chordata; Actinopteri; Perciformes; Anoplopomatidae
Product: mucin-5B-like
Exons: 48
Coding region: 16-6657 (2213 amino acids)
Cellular component (GO): extracellular matrix
Molecular function (GO): protein binding
Source: RefSeq, a predicted model, not a curated record
GCAGCAAGCACUGUCAUGGUUCAGACGGUUACCAAAAUGCCAGUAAUUAGAGAAGUGAGACCCGCUCACAAUGAACAGAUCUGCAGUACAUGGGGAAACUAUCACUUUAAGACCUUCGAUGGAGAUUUCUUCCAGCUUCCCUCCACUUGCAACUACAUCCUUGUGUCCGAGUGUAAGGCAAGCUAUGAAAGUUUCAAUAUUCAGUUCCAACGGCAGGAGAUAAACGGGGCCAUCACCAUUAAAGAGGUCACUAUGAAACUGGAUGGGGCCAUUGUGGAAUUAACCAAUACAUCCAUCAAAGUCAAUAAUGAGCUUGUCAAUAUACCAUUCAGCCAGGUUGGCAUUUCAAUUGAAAGAACCGUCUCCUACGUGAAAAUCGAGGCAACGCUGGGUUUGGUGGUUAUGUGGAAUGAAGAAGACUCUCUCUGGGUUGAGCUGGAUACCAAAUUUAAUAAUCAGACCUGCGGCCUGUGUGGUGACUACAAUGGAGUCCAGGUUUACGACGAGUUCAUCAAAACAGGACCAAGGGAGUCUGUGGAUCUAGACUAUUAUGGGGAGAUCUGGAAAGUCAACGGUCCUAAUGAAGAGUGUGAAGGAAUCUCCUCUAUUGCUACACAGACCUGUGAAAAUCAAAAAGACCUCUGUGCAAACCUGCUGACAGGACCUGCAUUCCUCAGCUGUCAAAAGCUGAUUGAUACUGACUCCUUCAUAGAAGCCUGUGUGAAGGACUUGUGCCACUGCAACAGUAGUACCUCAUGUUUGUGUUCAACCACAUCAGAGUAUUCCCGUCAGUGCGCUCAUGCAGGCGGGGUACCACAGCAAUGGAAGACAGCACAACUUUGUGAAAAAACAUGCCCUUUUAACAUGGAGUAUAAAGAAUGCGGUAGUCCCUGUACUGACACCUGUAGCAACCCCCAGAGAAGCCAAGUAUGUGAGGAUCACUGCUUGGAUGGAUGCUUUUGUCCAACUGGGACUGUCUUUGAUGACAUUACACAAAGGGGUUGCGUUGCUGCUGACACAUGCUCCUGCUUACACGAUGGCAAGCCAUACAAACCAGGGGAGUCAUACUCAAGGACAUGUCAAAAUUGCACCUGUACCCAGGCUCAGUGGCGCUGUGAGAAUAUAGACUGUCCUGGUAUCUGCUCCUUGCUGGGUGGCUGCCACAUCUCCACCUUUGAUGACAAAACGUAUUAUUUCCAUGGAGACUGCUCUUAUGUUCUCUCCAAGGAAACUAAUGGGACUUUCCGUGUCCUUGGUAAUCUGGCCAAAUGUAAAAAUUCAGUUAUGUCCACUUGCCUGACUGCAGUCACCCUACUACUGCCUAAUGACAGGAUGAUUGUAGUUCAAGCUAAUGGACAGGUUUUGUAUAACAAACUGAACACUCAGCUGCCUCUUAUCAUAGAUGACAUCAAAGUCUUCAGCCCAUCAACAUUCUUCAUUGUAAUCCACACCAACUAUGGGCUGCUUCUCGAGAUUCAGCUUUCACCCAUUAUGCAAGUCUACAUCAAAGCCAGUGUUUCCAAUAAGGGAAAACUCAGGGGUCUUUGCGGAGAUUUUAAUGAUGUGGAAGCUGAUGACUUCAAGACCACAAAUGGGCUGACCGAGGGAACGGCUGGGUCAUUUGUCAACACAUGGAAGAUCAAAACAAGCUGCUCCGAUGUGACUAACAUACUUGGGGACCCCUGCCUUUUGAGCAUAAACAAUGAGAAAUAUGCCAAGCACUGGUGCGCCUUGCUGUCAGACCCAGAAGCGAUUUUUGCAAAGUGCCAUUCUGUAAUAAAUCCAGAAGACUAUAAAGCUUCUUGUAUUUAUGACACCUGCGCCUGUGCUAACAGUGAGGAGUGCAUGUGUGCUGCCAUAUCCUCCUAUGUCUAUGCAUGUGCUGCUGAAGGUGUCUUAUUGAAUGGAUGGAGGAACACCGUAUGCCAGAAAUACAUGACUGGCUGCCCUUCUACUUUUGUGUAUGGCUACCAAAUGACAAGCUGUGGUCGCACCUGCCGCUCUCUUAGUCAGUCAGACUCAACAUGUGAGGUUGAAUUUACCCCGUUUGACGGCUGCGGCUGUGCUGAAGGAACUUACCUCAAUGAGAAUGGACAGUGUGUGUCAGCCACACAGUGCUCCUGUCAUAUGGGAGACCAGCUGGUUCGCGCCGGGCAUAUCAUCAAAGUCCAUGCACAAACUUGCUCAUGCCAUAGUGGAAAACUAGAAUCAUGCACCGAGCCAAUGGUUUUCUUCAACUGCUCAAGCGCGAAUCCAGGUGACAAGGGGGCCGAGUGCCAGGAAACCUGCCAGAUACUGGACACAGAAUGUGUCAGUACACAGUGUAUGUCAGGCUGCAUAUGUCCUGCUGACCUGCUGUCUGAUGGUAAAGGAGGCUGUAUUAAGAAGGAGGACUGUCCCUGCACAUAUAAUGGCAAUUCCUUUAAUACUGGACAGAACAUUACUGUGGACUGCAAUACCUGCACCUGCAAAGGCAGACACUGGCAAUGUACAAAUCAUGAUUGUGAUGGAACCUGUACCAUAUAUGGAGAAGGACAUUACAUCACAUUUGAUGAGAAGAAAUUCUCCUUUAAUGGGGACUGUGGCUACGUCUUCACUCAGGAUUACUGUGAGGAUGAUAUGAAGGGCACCUUUCGGGUCCUGACUGAGAGCAUCCCAUGUGGAACAACAGAAAGCAUCUGCUCCACUGCUAUCAAACUCUACCUUGGGAACAAUGAAAUUGUUCUUUCGGAGGAAAAUGUCAGAGUUAUUAAACAAAAAAAGGGGGUGGAUAUACCCUUUAAAGUCCACACUAUGGGCAUAUACCUUGUCAUUGAGGCAAAUAAUGGUCUUGUUCUCAUUUGGAAUAAGAAGACAACAAUCAUGAUCAAACUCAAGCCUACAUUCAAGGGAAAAAUAUGUGGUCUUUGUGGGAAUUACGAUGGAAAUAUCAAGAACGAUUUCACCACCAGAAACAAGGAAGUUGUUGUUGAAGCCAUUGACUUUGGAAACAGCUGGAAAGUGUCACCUACUUGCCCUAAUGCUAACACACACAAAAAUGCCUGCAGUCUGUAUUCACACAGGCAAGCAUGGGCAUUAAAACACUGCAGCAUCAUCAAUAGUAAAGUAUUUGCUGGUUGCCAUUCAAAGGUGGGUCCACAAAACUAUUAUGAUACUUGUGUGAGAGACACUUGUUCCUGCAACACAGGAGGAGAUUGUGAAUGUUUCUGCUCGGCUGUAGCAGCCUAUGCAGCAGCCUGUAAUGAGGCCGGAGCCUGCGUGAAAUGGAGGACUCCCACAAUCUGCCCUCUAUUCUGUGAUUUUUACAACCCUGAUGGAGAGUGUGAAUGGCAUUACGAGCCUUGUGGAAAACCAUGCAUGAAGACAUGCAGGAAUCCCUCAGGAGUAUGCUACAAUCACAUUCCAGCCCUAGAAGGUUGCUAUCCAAAUUGCCCGCCUGAACGAUCUUAUUUGGAAGAAGAUACAAUGCACUGUGUGUCACAGGAAAAAUGUGGCUGCUAUGAUAACGAAGGGAAACAUUAUGAAGAAGGGGCGCUCAUGCCUCCAAAGGAAAACUGUCACAACUGUGAUGGACUAAUCUGCCUUAACAAAGAGCAAGUUGGGGUUCCUCUAUGUUUUGACUAUGAAAUUCGAGUGAAAUGUUGUGUCAACAGGUGUAACACUUCAACCACAACUGCCCCCUCAACAACAGCAAUCAAAGGAAAGUCUACUACAACCUCAGAAACAACUACAGAAAUACACACUACAACAACCCCGAUCACAGAAAAACCUACCACAACAACCACGAUCACAGAAAAACCCACCACAACAACAGAAACGGAACAAACUACUGCUUCUACAACAACUAAAGAACCCAGCACAACACUAGAAACCACAGAAAAACCCACCACACCAACCACGAUCACAGAAAAAAACACUACAACAACCCCGAUCACAGAAGAACCCACCACGACAACAGAAACGGAACAAACUACUGCUUCUACAACAACUAAAGAACCCAGCACACCAAUAGAAACCACAGAAAAACCCACCACACUAACCACGAUCACAGAAAAACCCACCACCAUAACUACAAUCACAGAAAAACCCACCACAACAACAGAAACGGAACAAACUACGGCUUCCACAACAACUAAAGAACCCAGAAAACCCACUACUGAAACUUCACCUGUACAGACAAAGUCUUCAACAACAGACAGAACAACUUUAUGUUUCUGCAAGUACAUGGAUCAAAUGUUUUCUCCUGGUAGUUUCAUGUACAAUAAGACUGAUGGAGAAGGAUGGUGUUUCACAGCAUAUUGCAAUUCGAAAUGCAAUGUUGAGAAAAAGGCUAGACCAUGUCCCUCUACGACUCCACCAACUCCUACCACCACAACCAGCUCUGAGAAGCCUUCCAAAGACUGCUUAUAUCUGCAGCCACCUCGAAAGAAUGGUGAGUCCUGGAGUUCAAACAACUGCAGCACAGAAAAAUGUGACAAUGGAAAAGUAAUAACAGAUCAUGUGCCAUGUAAAUCGCUGACCAUGCCUGUAUGUGAAAAUGGGCAACCACCAGUCAGGGUUUAUGAUGAAGGAGGCUGCUGUUUCCACUAUGACUGCAGAUGUUUUUGCGCUGGCUGGGGAGAUCCUCAUUAUUUAACAUUUGAUGGCCAGUAUUACAGCUUCCAGAAAAACUGCACAUAUGUCCUCGUCAAAGAGAUCAUUCCUCAACACAAUUUUAAGAUUCUUAUCGACAACGAAAACUGUAAUCCAUCUGGAACUGUGACCUGUGCAAAAGCCUUGAUCGUGUAUUACAAAAACUAUGAAGUUAUUCUUACACAGGAGAGAAACCCAAGGACCGUAAAUAAGGUGUUCAUCAACGGCAAGCAGGUACUCCCAACCUACUCAAAUGAUGACUUCAUCAUAACAAGUACAUCAAUUGAGCUGCUUUUGACAAUCCCGGAAAUUGAGGCCGUAGUGAAGUUCAAAGGGCUUUUGUUCAGCGUUGACUUGCCCUUUUCCCUUUUCCACAACAACACAGAGGGGCAGUGUGGUACCUGUGACAAUAACAGGAAAAAUGACUGCAGAUUACCGAAUGGCCAGAUUAAUCCUGCAUGCUCACAGAUGGGACAGUGGCAUGUACCGGAUAAGAAAAAAACAUAUUGUGAGAACCCAUCUCCUCCACCAACACCAAAACCAACACCUUCACCAACACCCUGCAAACCUGAAAUCUGUGAAAUUUUAAUCAGCAAGGUGUUUGUGGAAUGCCACAAAGUAAUCUCACCAAAACCAUUUUACGAGAGCUGUAAAUUUGAUGUUUGCCACAUGGAAAAUUCCACCAUUGGCUGUUCAAGUAUUGAGGUGUAUGCCGCGAUGUGUGCUGAAGCAUCUGUCUGUACACCCUGGAGGAAUGCAACAAACGGACAGUGUGAAUAUAAAUGUCCAGAAAAUAAGGUCUACAAGCCUUGCGGGCCAACUGUUGUUCAAACUUGCAAUACAAGAUACAAUGACAGGCAUGCAAAACAAUGCCAGGGAAAAAAUGGCAAAAACAAACAAGCUUGUAAUGGCGUCAUAGAAGGAUGUUUCUGCCCAGAGGGGAUGACCCUGUUCAGGCCAAAUUCUGACCUCUGUGUCUCCUCCUGUUGCACUGGACCUGAUGGCGAACCUAAACAGCUUGGUGAGACUUGGCAGAGUGGCUGUAAGCAGUGUACUUGUGAUAAGCACUCUCUUAGUGUUCAGUGUAAGCCUCUCACAUGUCCCACUCAAGAACCAAUAACCUGUACUGAGGAAGGUGAGGUGUUGGUCAAGCGCAAAGUGGACUGCUGUAAGAGACUGACCUGUGAAUGUGACAGGAGCCGCUGUUCGUUGCCAUUACAUAAAUGCAAACUUGGAUUUGAGUUGGAGAUCCACAUGUCAAAUGACACUUGCUGCCCAUCUUACCGCUGUGUACCCAAAGGCGUCUGUGUCUUCAAUGAUACUGAGUACAAGCCAGGUAUGGAUUUCUACAAAAAUCCAUGUGAAUCAUGCAGCUGUACUAAGACUCAGGAUCCCAGAAGCAAGUUGAACACCAUUGAGUGUAAUGUGAUGUCAUGUAACACAUUGUGUCCGGAGGGCUAUGUUUAUAAUAAACAACCUGGACAAUGUUGUGGAUCAUGUAAACAAACCAGCUGUGUUGUGGAUGUCCCAGGCUUCACUUCUCCAAUAAUUAUUAAACCUUCUCAGUCUUGGUCACCACCAAACGAUAAGUGUGCCAAGUAUGAUUGCCAAAAGAUGAAGGAUGAGUUCAUAACCUCUAAAAAUCAAACAACAUGUCCUGCAUUUGAUCCAGCAAACUGCAUUCCUGGCACUGAACAAAGUGACAACAACGGUUGUUGCAAAUCUUGUACUCCAAGAACCAACUGUCAAAUGAACAAGAACACCACCUAUCUGCAGACAAAGGACUGCAAGUCAGUUGUGCCAGUGGAAAUCACAGCCUGUGCAGGACCUUGUGGAGCGUCUUCAUCAAUGUACUCUGCAGAAAACAACCGUUUGAUGCAUGCAUGCUCAUGCUGUCAAGAAAUGGCCACCAGUGAGAAGGUGGUGGAGAUGAUCUGCUCCAAUGGCCAAAAGAUAAAGCACGUCUACAUUUCAGUUGACAAGUGUGGUUGCCAAGUCGCUGAAUGUAAGGACAAGACAGACUGAUACAAAAAUUUAGCAAGACAACAUUAAAGCUUUAUUGAAGGGAAAAUUUAACUAUUAUACUUACAUUAACUUUACCAAUUCCUCUCCAAAAACUUUAAGAGUCAGGACUUAAUAUGUGAAGACACACACCUCUGUUUUUUUCAGCAACCCAAAAUAAGUCAGAUAAGUUCAACAUGUUAAACAGCAGAGUUGUUGUGGGCUGAAAUUUCCUGCACCCCUGGAAAUUCUCCCUUUAUACUCGUAACUUUUCUCAUUUAUUGUCAGGGAGGCAGGUCCGCAUAGCGCCCUGUAAUGACAGCACGUUUGAUUCCUGGAGACUCUAAGCUUUUGUAGAGGAUUUACCUUUUAUAGAAAGUUAGCAAUGUGGUGUUUUUAAUCUUAGGAGGGUGUUUCUUUUUAUUUUACUUGAGACUACUAUUACUUGAGAGAUAAAUGACACAAGAAUGGCUUCAGAUUUCACAGUAUAUUGUAGCAAUAUUUUCUUCCAAUUAUAUUUGUGGUAAAAUGUGAAAGAUUUAAAACAUUGAUUUGAAUUUUAAAUAGUUGCUGGUCAUUAUUUCAAACAGCAACAUAAACAAAAAACAACUCUUAACCUUUUGAACAUAUAAAUAAAAGAGUGUAAAGAAUACCAAGACUAUAUUUGUCCUGCAUCUUAUGUGUCAAACUUCUGCAAAUAUGAAUGUCUUCAUUGUCAUUAAAAUCUCCGGUUUACUUGCAAGUGUGUGUUUGUUUUGUUUUCUCUGAUAUUUAUUUAUGUGGAUUUGUCUUAGUAUUUGCAUGAUAUAGUGUUGGUAGCAAGAAGAAUCUCUUCAAUUAAAUAGAAAAUCACUUUAUUUUGCCUAUGGCAGUACACCAUCAUUUAUGGCUGUAUACACUGUGUGCACAAUUAUUAGGCAAAUUGUAUUUUUGAGGAUUCAUUUUAUUAUUGAACAACUACAGUGCUCUCGGUCAAUCCAAAAUGUUAAUAAACCUCAAACCUGAAUAUUUAAGAAAGUAAAAGUGAGAAUAUCUAUGUGUGCACAAAUAUUGGGCACACAUAGAUAAAAAAUUGAGAAUAAUAAACAAACGACUCAAAAUUUACAAAUAAACAUUUCUGACAAUAACAGUCAUAAGCCUUCCAUUCAUGGAGUCUGUCAGUUUCUUGAUCUGUUGACGAUCAACUUUUUGUGCAGCAGCAACCACAGCCUCCCAGACAUUAUUCAGAGAGGUGUACUGUUUACCUUCACCGUAAAUCUCCCGUUUAAGAAGGGCCCACAAGUUCUCAAUAGGGUUUAGGUCAGGUGAGGAAGGGGACCAUGUCAUUAUUAUUUAAUCUGUAAGGCCUUUACUGGCUAGCCACGCAGUGGAGUACUUCGAUGCAUCCAAUGGAGCAUUGUCCUGCAUAAAAAUCAUGGUCUUCUUGAAAGAUGCAGACUUUUUCCUGUACCACUGCUUGAAGAAAGUGUCUUCUAAAAACUGGCAGUAGGUUUGGGAGUUGAUUUUGAGUCCAUCUUCAACCCGAAAAGGUCCAACUAGCUCAUCUUUAAUAAUACCAGCCCAUACCAGUACCCCACCUCCACCUUGCUGGCGUCUGAGUCGAAGUGGAGCUCUGUGCCCAUUACUGAUCCAGCCACGGGCCCGUCCAUCUGGUCCGUCAAGAGUCACUCUCAUCUCAUCAGUCCAUAAAACCUUUGAAAAAUCUGUCUUCAGAUAUUUCUUGGCCCAGUCUUGACGUUUCAACUUAUGUGUCUUGUUCAGUGGUGGUCGGGUUUCAGCCUUCCUUACCUUGGCCACGUCUCCGAGCACUUAACACCUUGUACUUCUGGGCACUCCAGGUAGGUUGCAGUUCUGGAGUAUGACAGCACUGGAGGAUAAUGGGUUCCUGGUAGCUUCACCUUUGAUUCUUCUCAAAUCUUUGGCAGUUAAUUUUCGUCUUUUUUUCUCAACACGUUUCUUGCGACCCUGUUGACUAUUUGCAACAAAACGUUUGAUGGUUCUGUGAUCACGCCCCAAUAUCAAGAGUGCUGUAUCCCUCUGAGAUACUGUUUACAAGUCAGUUAAAUCUCUUUUUUGGCCCAU